AUGACCCAGCUCUCCGACUAUCGACUCCUCUGCUUCGAUGUCUAUGGGACCCUAAUCGACUGGGAGGGUGGCAUCCUUGCCGCUUUACAACCACUCCUCAUCGAUGCACAAGUCCCCCGCGAGAAGCUUCUGACCGAGUUCCACGAGCUAGAAGCCGGGCAGCAACAGCUAACGCCCGAUAUGCCAUACUCGCAGCUCCUCGCCACCGUCCACCCUCUGCUCGCUGCGCGCCUGGGUCUCCCCAUGCCCAGCCAGGAAGCCAGCGCAGCAUUCGGAGAAUCCGUCGGGAACUGGCCCGCCUUCCCAGAUACAGUGGCAGCCCUGAAGAAGCUAUCACAGCAUUACAAGCUCGUCGUGCUCUCGAACGUGGACCGGGCUUCGUUUGCCAAGUCCAAUGCUGGCAGCUUGGAAGGGUUUCCCUUCGACAAGAUCAUCACUGCGCAGGAUAUCGGCUCAUAUAAACCUGAUGCGCGGAACUUCGAGUAUAUGAAGACGGCCGUGCAGGCUGAGUUUGGGGUGAGCUCGGACCAGAUCUUGCAGACGGCACAGAGUCAGUUUCAUGACCAUCAGCCGGCGCGGAGGGCGGGGAUUAAGUCUGUUUGGAUUGAGCGGCCUGGGGCUACGAUGGGGAAUCGGAAUGAUCCCAUUUUUGAUUGGCGCUUUGCAACGCUGGGUGAGAUGGCGGAUGUGUUAUAG
Molecule: messenger RNA, 696 nt
Organism: Penicillium manginii
Lineage: Eukaryota; Fungi; Ascomycota; Eurotiomycetes; Eurotiales; Aspergillaceae
Exons: 1
Coding region: 1-696 (231 amino acids)
Source: RefSeq, a predicted model, not a curated record